UAUCGAAAAAUUACCGUUUAAUGCUGUAUGGUUUUUUUAAAGGGAAAGCGGCGGCGAAGGUAUUGAGGAUACCGAAGGUCGUAAGGAAGCACAACGAGAGUUGACUCUAGACGAAUGGAAGGCAUUGCAGGGACCUCGAAGUAAGCCGAAUUUCAACAUUCGUAAGCCCGGAGAAGGAGAGUCGAACGCCGAGUGGAAAAAACUUGUGCCGUUGAAGCGCGAUACACAGGACGACGAUGAACAAUCAGAAGAACUUGAAGAUGAAGAGGAAAUGGAAGACGAGGAUCGACAUCGCAAGAAGCCCGUAGUUUCGAUCGAAAUCAAGUUCAUUGAUGAGCCGACUAGAGUUGCCCGUGGCGGACGUGGUGGUAGGCCAAGCAGCAGAGCUGGGCGUGGUGGCCGAGGCGAAAUGGGUGGACGUCGCAACUUCAGUCGUGGAGGCGGUGCUGGCGGAGCUGGUGGAUUUUCAGGAGGUUCAUCAAUGACCGGUUCUGGUGGCAGCAGGCGUGAUGCUCCAUAUAAGAUGGAUGAUGAAAGCUUUCCACAGCUUACGCCAACUGUUGCAUGA
Molecule: messenger RNA, 568 nt
Organism: Soboliphyme baturini
Lineage: Eukaryota; Metazoa; Nematoda; Enoplea; Dioctophymatida; Soboliphymatidae
Source: the annotation of a GenBank genome assembly